This is a messenger RNA of Frankliniella occidentalis (western flower thrips), 6910 nucleotides long. RefSeq names its product calcium/calmodulin-dependent protein kinase type II alpha chain (gene CaMKII). Gene Ontology annotation, cellular component: neuron projection; cytoplasm. The transcript has 20 exons. The record is from RefSeq and is a predicted model, not a curated record. Gene Ontology annotation, biological process: protein phosphorylation. Lineage: Eukaryota; Metazoa; Arthropoda; Insecta; Thysanoptera; Thripidae. The coding region runs from base 241 to 1980 and encodes 579 amino acids. Gene Ontology annotation, molecular function: calcium/calmodulin-dependent protein kinase activity; calmodulin binding; ATP binding.
AGCCACAUCCAAAAUUUCAGUGUUUGUGUUCUCAUCAUCGAUGAGUGUCGUCUGAACACAUGCGACAAACUUCGAAUUUUUCGUCGAGAUUAUUCUUUGAUCUGUAUAUUGACCGUAAGAGUCCGCUGGUUUUCGUCACAGACCUUGUGCGCUCGCAGUAUAUCGAUCGUCUGCCACCCUCGGGCCCCUCAGCGUAGUGGUUUGGUUUUCAGUAGUGAGGAAAUCUCACAGUUUUUCGGCAUGGCUGCCCCCGCAGCUUGUACCCGUUUCAGUGAUAACUAUGACCUCAAAGAAGAGCUGGGAAAAGGAGCUUUCUCGGUGGUGCGACGAUGUGUCCAAAAGUCCACCGGUCUCGAGUUUGCCGCCAAAAUUAUCAACACGAAGAAGUUGUCUGCCAGAGACUUUCAGAAGCUGGAGAGGGAAGCUCGCAUCUGCCGGAAAUUGCAACAUCCCAAUAUAGUGCGGUUACAUGACAGUAUACAGGAAGAACACUUUCACUACCUUGUAUUUGAUUUAGUUACUGGAGGGGAGCUUUUUGAGGAUAUUGUUGCCAGAGAAUUUUACAGUGAAGCUGAUGCAUCCCACUGCAUCCAACAGAUAUUGGAAAGUGUGCACCACUGUCAUUCUAAUGGGGUUGUGCACAGAGAUCUCAAGCCUGAAAAUUUACUCUUGGCUAGCAAAGCUAAGGGGGCUGCUGUAAAACUUGCAGAUUUUGGUCUUGCCAUUGAAGUUCCAGGCGACCAACAAGCUUGGUUUGGUUUUGCUGGAACUCCAGGAUAUUUAUCACCUGAAGUGUUAAAAAAGGAGCCCUACGGUAAACCUGUAGAUAUCUGGGCAUGUGGUGUGAUUCUGUAUAUUCUCUUAGUGGGAUACCCACCUUUUUGGGAUGAGGACCAACACCGCUUGUAUGCUCAAAUCAAAAUAGGGGCAUAUGAUUACCCUUCCCCAGAGUGGGACACUGUCACUGCAGAAGCAAAAAGCCUUAUCAAUGAAAUGUUGACUGUGAACCCAUCAAAACGAAUAACUGCCUCAGAGGCACUUAAGCACCCAUGGAUUUGUCAACGAGAGCGAGUGGCAUCUAUGGUUCACAGACAAGAGACUGUUGACUGUUUGAAGAAGUUCAAUGCAAGGCGCAAGCUAAAGGGCGCCAUUUUAACUACUAUGCUUGCCACUCGCAACUUUUCCAGUAAGUAUGAUGCACAUGGCCGAAGUAUCAUUACUAAAAAGGGAGAUGGUUCCCAAGUGAAGGAAUCAACUGACAGCAGCACGACUUUGGAGGACGAUGAUAUCAAAGAGGAUAAAGUUAAGGGAGGCGUAGACCGGAGUUCGACCGUAAUUGCUAAAGAUCCAGAAGGAUACCUUCCCAAACAACAAACCGUUCUCUUCAAGUCUGAGACUCCCCUGAAAUUGAACGACCCUACAUGUUUUAGUUGCAAUGGAAGUGAUUCAUCUGAAGAUCUGGAGAACUCACAUUACAUCCCCCUCACUGGAGAAUCGGAUGAAGCUGAUGAAAUAAGGAUUGUGUGCCCAAACAAGACAUGUUCGCAGCUCUCAACAAGUUCCUAUGGCUCAGCUCGAAAGCAAGAGAUUAUAAAGAUGACAGAGCAGUUGAUUGAGGCAAUUAAUACUGGAGAGUAUGAAGCAUAUACGAAAAUUUGUGAUCCUCACCUUACUGCAUUUGAGCCUGAAGCGCUCGGUAAUUUAGUUGAAGGGAUGGAUUUCCACAAAUUUUACUUCGACAAUGUAUUAGGUAAAAACUGCAAGGCACUGAAUACAACCAUCUUGAAUCCUCAUGUGCAUCUAAUGGGGGAUGAGGCUGCUUGUAUUGCUUAUGUUCGUCUCACUCAGUACAUGGACAAGCAGGGGCAAGCACACACUCAUCAAUCUGAGGAAACACGUGUGUGGCACAAGCGUGAUAACAAGUGGCAAAACGUUCAUUUUCAUCGAUCAAGUGUGACCCCACCUUUUGCCAUGAAAUAGAUUUUUAUUAUCUAAAUGGUGGCAACAUUUGUCACUAGAAAAUCUUUAAUCAACACUUGGAACUUUGCUGAAAUCCAGCCUAAGUGUGUCAUGCCAAGAAAAGCACUAUGUUCUGUUCUACUUCUUGUUGACAUACAAAGGAUCUCUUGGGUUGAACAAUGAUUUAAUUAAUUUACCUGCUUGUUCACCAGCCUAGUCACUUGACCCACUUGCCAUGGACUUUUCAGUAUUCUUGUAAUGUAGGGUGUGACGGGUAAAAGUUAAACUGCCCAUAAUUUGGGAAGUGUCUUGUGUUUUUCAUCCUUGUUUUUUCAUGCUGUUAUACAUGCAAUAUAACAUGUGAGUUCUUUUACUUAAUGAAAUGAUUGUCAGAUUGUGCUGAGCACAUUUUGUGUGGGGAUGCUUCUCCCAGUUGCAUCUUAUGAACACCCAUUAGUUGAGCAUUUGUAUUAUAAAGAGUGUUAUAUUCAAGUUUUUUCGCCAUUGUUUUUCAUUGUGCUUUUAUUGAGAUUUUUGUGAUAUGACAUUGUUUUAAACUAUUUCAACGAAUCAUUUUAUAUACUGUAGUUUCAUGUUACUUUUAAUUGUGUGAAGGUGUACUUAAUGGGCGUUUGUUAAAGAAGCCUUUGCCCCAGCACCUGUUAUGGAACCUGUUUUGCUUCUGUUCACAAGGCUAUUUGAAGUACAAUUUGAUUGUUUCUAUUAUUAUUUUUUUUAUACCCUUGUUAGAAUAUAGCUAGGGACUGCAGCACGAUUUAGUACCACCAAUUUGUCUUACCUUAAUCUAAAACAGUUUCUAUUGAAAAAAAAUCCAGAUAUCCCCAUUUAGGCAAAUAAUUUUCUAAUUAUCAGAAGCAUGCAUAACUUUCAAGAUUGAGAAAGUAUAAUUUCAUUCUGUAAUGGAUACCAUACAUCCCUUGAAAUAAGCAGAAAAAUGCACUUGUCAAAGAAAGACCCCUUAGGCUUGUGUUAAGUCCUUAACCACCUACCUAAUAUUUCUUAAAGCAAAGUCUCUAAGAGUCUUCUGUAUUACUUUGUUUUCUGAAGUAAGUAAUAAUACCCAUUGGCUUGGGCGAUUGUACUUUACCUCUGUACUAAUUUUCAUGGAAUGAAACUAAAAUUGCCGCAAAUCAAAGACUGAGAUUGGAUGCAAUGGGAGACAUUUUGGAGAGAAGAAAUGGAGUUGCAGUCCCUGAUAAUAGUUAGGAUGAUGAAAUAAGCUGGUUACUGGAGCUCAGACUGUAUGGCAGUCCUAAUUUGGUAGUUUUACUGUUAUGUCAGGAACCCAAAACUCUACUUUCCCAAUUGUUAAAUAUUUAAAGUGUGUGAUAAAGCUAAAAAAGGAAAAAAAAAACUGUCAAAAAAAAAAAAAAAUGAUCAUGUAUGUUCACCAUUUUUUCUCAACUCUCACCCUUACAGGGUAUGCUACUUUUCCUGACACUUUCUUGAGGUUUCUUGUUUUUUCUCAGUUAAUGCAUGGACCUGAACAUUUAUCAGGCUGCUUUCUAUUGUAUUUGUAGUUGGUUUCCCUGUUUUAAAAUUUAAACAUUAAUCCUACUGUUUCAUGAUAAAACUUCUUUUGCCUUUCAUUCACCUUAGACGUUUAACAGAUUUUGAAUUAACCACCAACAUACUUUUGAAUGAUAACCUUUUAUUUAUUUUGUUUACAUAUCUACAUUACUUUGUUUCCUCCAUGAUGUAAUAUCACUGAUGAGAGAAUUGUAGUGUUUGCCUAUGUGAUAUGUGUGUACAUGACAAAACAGCAUACAAGUUUGUGCAGUUCAGGAGCUCUAAUUUACAGAUACAAUGUUGCAUAGAUUAUUUGUUUCUAUUGUUUAGUUCUCUUAGUUUGCUCAUAUUCACGAGGAAGUGAUGUCACAAAGCUACACCUAAAAACUGAGCAUUGCAUAAACUUCUGAUUUUUAAUCAACCUUUUGACUGUGUUUAAGGAUCAAUGUGAAUAAUCAUGGGACUUAGUGCUGGUUGUCUUCCCAAGCAACAGCCAUUAGUUACUCCAAAAUACAUGCUGAAGUUUCCUAUUUGGGCAGUAAAACUGUUCAAUCAGUUUACAAUUAGCAAUGUCGAUUUGACUGAUAACCCAACGACUCAAGAUAAGUGUAUUGUAACGACUGCAAGUAAUGAACUGCAACUCUUCUGUGUUGCAUUCUGUUCCCACUAGUCGUUAAUGUGUCUAAUAUUUUCCACAAUGAUUCUACAAUAUGUAGUAGAGUUUGAAAAUCGUCUGUAGGUGUCUUUUUCUUAUUCGCUAGUACUUACCUCUUUUUAUUCCAGUAUCCUGAGCGUUGAAUGCGUUUUGGUCUGGUUUUUUGUGGCUCUUGGAGAGUGUCAUGCAAUGCUGUGUACAACUAUUUAUAAUAUAUCCAUGUUCCCAAAUUUAUGUGGUUGUUAUUCAAAUUGUAACUGUUAAAACAGUCAACAAGUUUCUUAUUAUCUAAGCAUGUAAGGUAUUGUGCUGUUAAAGACUUCAAGUUUUACUUACAAGUUUUAAUAUUGUAUUAUAUUGUAAAUCAAAACAAAACUACAAAUCAUAAAAAGGUAUUGUCCUUAAUAAUAUUUUAGAAGGUUCAGAAACAAUUUGCUGAGCUAUUUAAAUUCUAGCAAUUUGCUAAAAAAAAAACUAACUAAAAAUUAAAUCCCUUAAAAUUUUUCAAUGGUUAUCUCUCUUGUUUUGAAAUUUCCAUGUAAGCAUAAUUACAGGAGCUGUUCCAUUUUAUAAAUUCUUGUGCUUUGUGUGCUUUGUAAACAAUUCUGCUUCAUUUUAGUUUGAAAUAAUGCAUCAGUAUCAAGUAAAGUAUUGAACUUCAGAUUGUACUUAACUUAAUUUUUCCCUGGUUUCUGAAAUUUGGAUGUAUUUGCACAUAAUUUUAGGUAAUAAGCUAUGUGACAUAGCUGUUAACAUUUCCUUUUUUAUGUGGUGUUGUACUGCAAACCUUUUGAGGGAUGUUAAUGGUGUUGUGAGGUUUAGGAAAAUGAUGGAAUGCCUCUGGCCAAAGGGUUGAUGCUGUGGUUAGCUUUAUGACAGAAAAUUAUCUUCCCUCACAUAGUUCCAAUUUUACUUACCACAGCAUUGGAAUGUAUGAGCCUCAACAAAUUCCAAAGAGCACAAGUAUGAGUAUGCUUUCUCUCUGAACAAUUAAACAUUCCUUGCGAGAUAAUGUUGAUUUUUCAGUGGACAUGACCUCCUAUUCUAAAAUUUGUUAUUGAGCCAAUUUACUCUUCCAACGAAAACCAGUAUCAAAGUGUCAAAUUGAAUUUUAUUUUAACUGAGCCAGUUUCACUUAGGGAAGAUUACUGCCCUACUCUACGCUCUAGCUACACAAUUCAGAGAGAUUUAUUUCGUCUCAUGUCUAAGUUAAUUUGUAGAGUAUUUAUUACAAAAUUUAAUUGUUAAUCUUCUCACUUAUCCAAUCAAAGUCAGGUAUGAUCACAAAAUUGUAUCAGAUAUUUGAAUCAAUAAACGAACUGUGUAACAAAACAUAAAAAUUGUGAUUAUUACAGUGAAUUUAAUUCUGAAUCAACAUUACUAUCAUCUCUAAAAUAUUCAGUUCUCAUUUCCUUGAACUGUGAUCUCAAGGUUAGCAGCAUUUUAAAAUCUGAUUGUUUUGUGUAAGUGUAUAUGUUAAUUUUGGAUCAGUUCUAAUUUUUGAACAUUUUAUUCUUAGAUCUAUCUCGCAAGUGACAGCUGAGAGCUCAUGUCAUGCUGAGGCCUUUUCCAUCAGAUAUAAUUUUAGUGGAAAACAACUUUCUGAUAGUUUCAUUCUCCCUCUCAGAAAGUAUACAUUGCGACGUAAAACAUAAUUAAAUUCUCUGAUCUCACAACUUCCCUUUCUUUGCUGUAAUCCUAAACUAUAAUAGACAUAUGUGCAAGAUGAAUACUAAUUGUAAUGCAACAAUGUGUUUGUAGAUUGUAUAUGUUGGACUCAGACUUGACGUGAGCCAAUUGAACUUCAACUCCUACUUUUUAAGUUUGCGUUUGAAAUUCAGCUCUUUUUCAAAUCGAUAGGAAGAUGCUUGAGCUGUCUGGCUGUCCUUGCUGUCAAAAGUGUUGUUAAAACUCUCUAAAUAGAACUUCUUGCCAAAGGUAAUACAUUUCUAUCAAUUUUUCUGACGCUUAUAUUAAACAGAAGCAUUUAUAUAUUAAAUUUGGGGCAAGUAUUUCUUCAAGCUAUGGAUACCUUGCAUCCGUAAGCUUCUGGCACAAAACCACAUAAGCCAUAGAGUAAUGGAGCUCAUUCAAGGUUAUUGUUCGUUAUGUAAUGAAUCAUGUAAUGGUUAUUUCUCUUUUUUAUUAUGCAAUGCGUUUUAAUAAAUGUUACAAUUGUUACCUUUCAAAUUUCAUUAUUUACAUAUUUGAGUAAUGGUUUGAAAAUAUGUGAUGUGUGUAGUGGUGACAUGUCUCUGACAUUGCCACACCAAAUGUGCACAUUUUGCUGUCCUUUCUUUUUAAAAAUGUGCCCAGACCCUUCUCAGCUAACUUUUUUUAAAUUAUUAGCUUCUUCUUUUUGCAUAUGUGUGUAGCUUUUAUUGAACUUCAGAGAAAACAAACUGAUGAUCCUGUUAUUGGUAUAAAAUAAGAUCUAAAUAAGAUGUUUAUUGUCGCUCUCUUUAUCCAGUCACAUAUAUUUUAUUUAUAUCAAAGCAUAAGCCAGUUACUUUUCUGUUCAUUUAACUCUAGCCAUUUUACAACAGUUAAGAUAACUUUCAGCUGUUUGCUGAGAGGGUAUAUCAUUAUCUGCAUGAGCUGAUGCUACCUGCUCUGGUAGAUUUUAAUGUUUUAGAUGUGAUUCACUCCCAUAUGAUCAUGUUUGUGAUUUCUUUCCCUUUUUUCCCUCUUGAUUUUCAGUUAAAUGAUUGGCUGGCCUAAUUGUUAAUACAAAUUUCAUUUGAAUACACUGAAUUUCGCGGUGUA